UCCACGUGCCAGGAAAUUUAUCAUAGUAAAUUGACUGAUGGGAAUAAGGCUUAUUCAUUACAAAUAAGUUCUGACAAGGUGCCCGUGUACUGUCACAUGACGAGUCUUGGCGCAUGCGGUGGAUAUGGAUGGACACUGGUUAUGAAGAUAAAUGGCUCGCUAAGAACGUUUCACUAUGAUGAUGACCUCUGGAGCAAUAAAAAAACUUUCAACCUUGAAGGAGGAAAGACUGGGUUUGACUCAAAUGAGACCAAGUUACCGACCUACUGGAACACACCAUUCACAAGGAUCUGUCUCGGUAUGAAAAUCGGUGACCAGGACAGCUUUAUUGCAAUUGACAAGCCGGCUAGCUCACUAUAUUCAUUGAUCGCUGAUGGUAAGUACCGCGCCACCUCACUGGGUCGUAACACGUGGAAGAGGCUGAUUGGCUCACGGGCCUCUCUGCAGCGCAAUUGCAACAAAGAAGGGUUCAAUGUGGUGUGUACUAGUUCUCGUCAUUCGAAAGCAAGAAUCGGUUAUAUUGCCAACCAAGAAAACAAUUGUGGCUCCUGUGAUUCCAGAAUUGGUUUUGGUACUGGAGGUUAUCCCGAUGACUCAAACACGUGUGGUAACGAAGCAAAGCAUGAUCCAGAUAACAGGAGCAGACAUGCCAGAGCUAUGGAAUAUAUUUUGGUGCAGUAAACUCUUUGGAGGAUACAUGGCGGUGCAGCAAUAAAUGUUGUCUAUCAAUUUAUCUAUAAAUUUCUUUGUUUACUUCGCAUUUAUAUCUCUCAUUUUCAACCUUUAGUGCUUCUUUUAUGUCAAUUUCCUUGCUUUUAGAUGCAAUAAUUCUUAACAGUUUAAAGUGCUUAGCGCACCACUUAUAUUCGACAUUUUAUUUAAUGUUUGAAAGGUGUUUUUGAAAUUAUCACAGCUUACAUCGACAUAAAUUGAAUCGCUAAAAAUUUAAGGCGGGUAAACGAAAAGUGGGGUCGGUUAAGAACUUCUGAAUGUCGAGGGGGAGUUUGGCAUUUGGCUUUCGUGGAGAGACUGAUUAGAUUGGACGAGACAGAGCUUCGUUUUGAAGUAAAUUUAAGGCGUCAGAGCUGUCUUCUAAUCCUCAGAAGAAGCUUCUAUAGAAAAUGACUUACCAAUUAUUAUCUAAAAGCCCUCAAAAGAACUAGAAUUGUGUGAACGGUUAUCAGAUUUUGGUUGGUAAUGAGAUCGGAAACAAUAUCAGAAAUUCUAUUAUUGUUCUUGUUUUCUAACUGCCGCAGUUGUCGCCUCCCAAGGGAACUCGAUAUCUCGCUCCUCUCUUUUCAAAUUGCGGACAAACAUGCAGCUCAUGGGAUACGUUGUCAAACGUUUUGAUUCUGGCAGUUUGUUAUCGUGUUGUAGCUAGAGAAUGUCUAAAACAUUUAUGGUGUUCUUCCAUAAACUUCAAGUUGUCUUCCGAGAAGAAUGGCGAAGGAACUUGUGAACUGAACGAGCACGACAUCUCUGUCAAGUUGGUGAAUACUUCAAAUUUGAUGAACAGAAGGGAGUAGUUUUUUCAUUACUUCUGAAGGGAUGUUUACUCUCUGGCUGCCGCAAUGUAGGUUCCUGUUUGUCCAACAGGGAAAAACAAACAUAUGCAUGCUCAUGUAAAGUACCCUGGACCAGAGACAGAUGUGAUGCUGAAAUGACGGCAACGACAUGGCAAGGAAAUAUACGACAGGAAAUUGGCCACAGAAAAUAAAGCUUACUCCCUGCAAGUGGAUUCUGGGAACCUUC
Stylophora pistillata is the source of this 1752-nucleotide messenger RNA. RefSeq lists its product as uncharacterized. The record is from RefSeq and is a predicted model, not a curated record. NCBI's taxonomy places the organism in Eukaryota, Metazoa, Cnidaria, Anthozoa, Scleractinia, Pocilloporidae.